Molecule: messenger RNA, 522 nt
Organism: Botrytis sinoallii
Lineage: Eukaryota; Fungi; Ascomycota; Leotiomycetes; Helotiales; Sclerotiniaceae
Exons: 3
Coding region: 1-522 (173 amino acids)
Source: RefSeq, a predicted model, not a curated record
AUGGGCCUCCAUUCAGUUUCCCCCGCUCGACAGCGCUUGGACAUGUGCUUUCAAAUGGAGCAAACAUGUGAUGGAGGAUUACCUGUUGGUAGGCUCUUCAUGCCUAUCGUUAAAAGAGGCUUGGUCCCAUCUCAUGAUCCCAAGCAUAACGACGCAGUCUUCACGGAAGAUUUCGUCAAAGCACAACAUGGGGAGUUAUACAUGGCAUUAACGCUAUGUUAUGAAACUCUUCGUUGUAUGAAAUGUAUUGAAGAAUCAGAAAUCAGGCGGCCUCCUCAUCAAACCCUUCCCAAGGAGGAGCUCGUCACGAUUGGAUUAGAGCCUGAAGUUAUUGCUCUUCUCCGACAUCUUCCAUUUCGUGAGAUGAUGAUGAGAUAUCACAUGGCAACCCUUCCUUACAACUAUUUAAAUGAUGUUUCCGAAGCACGUGAAGUCCUCUGGAAAGAUGAAUACAAAUCAUGCACCAUGGGCUGUCCGCCUUGGUUCCUGGAAAGUCCCCCAGGUAUAUUGGACGAACCAUAA